Ilex paraguariensis (yerba mate) is the source of this 993-nucleotide messenger RNA. Lineage: Eukaryota; Viridiplantae; Streptophyta; Magnoliopsida; Aquifoliales; Aquifoliaceae. The record is from the annotation of a GenBank genome assembly.
AUGGAUGUCUGUGGAGAUCAUUACAUCUCUGAAGGAAGGGAUUGGGAUUGGGAUUGGGAUUUGGAUCACCUCUUGGAUAACUUCCCGCUACCAUCACCGGAGGAUCUGAUUUUUUUCGAUAUAGAUGUCGAUCCCUCUUCCCUUCCCGAUGUUUCUUCUGUCAACCAAAUAGCAAGUCCGUCUCCGGAUUCUGCUUUGCCUUCUUUUGCCAUCGGCGACAUCGAGCAAUUGCUGAUGAAAGACGAUGACAGACACAGUGACAAAUCAGUUGCCGAGGACCCGCUUCCUAUGUAUGAAUCCUGCAACGCCUUCUUGUCGGAUAUUCUUCUUCAUUCGCCUGUUGAAUCCCAUCGAUCUGCCGAAGUUAUUGAUAUCUCCGAAUCCGACGGUAAGAAUUCUAAUGAUUCAGAGGAGGAUGAGGAUAAAAUCCAUGCAGGCGAGCGAAAAAAUAACGAAAACAACAACGUAGAUUGUCAUGAUGAUGAUCCAAUUUCUAAGAAACGCAAAAGGCAACUGAGGAAUCGGGAUGCUGCUAUGAAAUCUCGUGAGAGGAAGAAGAUGUACGUGAAGGAUCUGGAGAUGAAGAGUAGGUACUAUGAAGCGGAAUGCAAGAGACUCGGAAUGGUGCUCCAGUGCUGUUUCGCAGAGAAUCAAGCAUUACGCCUUUCCUUGCAGAAUACCAAGGCCUUUGAUGCUUAUAGGACCAAGCAGGAGUCUGCUGUGCUCGUGUUGGAAUCCCUGCUGUUGGGUUCCCUGCUUUGGUUCCUGGGCAUCAUGUGCCUGUUCAUCCUGCCCAGUCAGCUCCAAUCGACCAUCUUAGUAGUUCCAAUGGAAAACGUGGACAACAAAAGUCAAGAAGGUCUGGUUCAAAGAAAGGCAGGAAGUGAGAAUUUUGGACUUCUGGUGUUUCAAUCCUUUAUGAUGAGCAAAAGAUGCAAAGCAUCAAGGUCAAGAAUGAAACCAAGUUCCCCUGCUAUUAAACUUUUGGUGUGA